UGAGACUCUCAUAGUCAUCGCCAAGGAGCAAACAAGGGGAUCGAUCAUCGCGCGCCUUCCAUCUUCUUCCUGCAGCUUAUCUCUGUGUCACGAAGAAGAAGAUCAUCGAUCGUCUCAGAUAAGCCUGGUGGGAGAAAACAGCAGCAUGGACUUUAAACUCCAGUUGCUUGAAGCUAUUACAGACAACUUUUCAGAGGAACAGAAGCUUGGCAGCGGCGAUUAUGGAGAAGUUUACAGGGCGGUGCUUGAUAACGGGGAAUAUAUUGCUCUGAAGAAGCUUCAUCAAUUACAAGGACUUGAUGAUAAGCAAUUUCGCAGUGGAUUCCGUGACCUUGUCAGGGUCUCUCACAAAAAUGUUGUAUGCUUAAUUGGCUACUGCCACGAAUCUCGGAAGAAAUACGUUGAGCACAAGGGGGAACUUACUUUGGAUAAAAUAACUGAGAGAGUUCUCUGCUUCGAGUAUAUGCAUGGCGGGAGCUUCGAUAAACAUAUUGCAGAUGAAUCUUGUGAACUUGAUUGGCCCAUUUGUUACAAAAUCAUUAAAGGGACGUGCGAGGGGUUAAAUCACCUUCACACCAAGCAGGAAAAGCCUAUUUUCCAUCUGGAUUUAAAGCCUUCUAAUAUAUUGCUGGAUGAGAGCAUGACGCCCAAAAUUUCAGAUCUUGAUCUGUCCAUACUUGUUUCUUCGACAAAAACGCACGAAACAGAGAUACUCAGAGGCACACAAGGGUACAUGCCGCCAGAAUACAGAGAUAGUGGCUUGGUAUCAAACAAGUUUGACGUGUUCAGUUUGGGCAUCAUAAUUAUAAAAACAGUGGCUGGAAAUAUGGGCUACUUCCGUUAUUCUGAAAUGUCUCAUAAAGAUUUUAUUGAGUUUGUAAGUGAAAAUUGGAUGAAGAGGUGGCAGGCAAUGCCGGGUUACUAUUCAUCACAUGAAAUAGACAUCCUAACAGUGAUUACAUGUAUUGAGACCGCAUUAAGAUGUGUCGAUACCGACCAAAAAAAGAGGCCCUGCAUAGAGGAUAUUGUCCAUGAACUGGACGAACUAGAAGCUGAGAUUAAGAAAAUAAGGUUACUAGCUCCUGAUCCUAUGCAGAUUCUCUUGAGUAAUCAAGGCCCUGGCAUGGAGUUUCCAAAAAUUUCCAGGCUAUGUACGGCCCAUAACUUGGCCCACUAUAAGCGCAUCCUGGAUUUUAAAUUCGGUUUGAUUGAAGCUAUUACAAACGGUUUUUCAGAUGAUCAGAAAAUUGGGAGUGAUGGGUAUGGAGAUGUUUACAGGGCAUUGUACAAUGGGGAAGAGAUUCUUGUGAAGAAGCUUCAUUCCUUGGAGGGACUUGAUGACAAAGAAUUUGAGAAUGAAAUGCAUAUCCUUACCAAGGUCCAUCACAAAAAUGUUGGUCGUUUAAUUGGCUACUGCUACAAAACUUGCCUUAUAAAUGUUGAGCGCAAUGCGGAACAUGCUUCCUCAGUGGCAACAGAGCGAGUUCUAUGCUUUGAAUAUACACAAAGUGGAAGCCUUGAUAAACAUAUUGCAGAUGAACCUUGCCGACUUGAUUGGUCCACACUUUACAAAAUUAUUAAAGGGACUUGUGAGGGCUUAAAUCACCUUCUCAGUGCACAUCAAAAACCUAUUCUCCAUCUAGACUUGACACCGGCUAACAUUUUUCUGGUUAAGGGCAACACACCUAAAAUUAUAGGUUUUGGUUUGUGGAGACUUAUUGAUUCGACAAAAAUGCAUCAAACAAAGAUCUUCAAAGAAACACACGGGUACAUGCCACCAGAAUAUGUCGACACUGGCUUUAUAUCAAACAAGUUUGACGUGUUCAGUUUGGGUGCCAUAAUUAUAAAGCUGAUGGCCGGAAAUAUGGGCUACUCUCGUUGUUUCAAAAUGUCCCCCAAAGAUUUUAUUCAACAUGUUAGUGACAAUUGCACGAAAAGGUUGCAUGCAAUGCCAGGAUAUUCACCAUAUGAAAUAGACAUCCUACGAGUGAGUACAUGUGUUGAGAUUGCAUUAAGAUGUGUGGACGAAGACCGAGAGAAAAGGCCCUGUAUAGAAGACAUUGUCCAUAAACUGGGGGAACUAGAAGCUAGGGUUAAGACAAUAAUGUUACUACCUCAUGAUCAUAGGCAAAGCCUCUUGACUGACCUGGACCCUGGCUUGUACUCUCCAAAAGAAAGCAAGCUAUAUAUGUCCCAUAAGUUGGCCCAAGAUGGAGCUGUUACAGGGUAUAAAUCAAAUUGGUCCAGGAUUGAUUCUCAGUCUGGCGCCACCAGCACUGCUCAUGGUCAGUCAAAAGACCUAAGUCUCCAGACGGGGUCUAUUCCACAAUAUAUGUCCUUACAACAUCUAAGAGACAUCACAAACAACUUCUCUGAUGAGCGAAUAAUUGGUAGAGGUGGUUUCUAUGUGGUAUAUAAGGGAGUGCAACAAAAUGCGAAAAUGGUUGCAGUGAAGAAGCUUGUGCAUCCAACGGUGAGCACACAGGUGGAAUUUGAGAAGGAGGUUAAACUCCUUAUGAAACUAAAGCACCCAAAUAUAGUGCAACAAGUAGGCUACUGCUAUGAAACACAGAAUCUGUAUAUGGUUCAUGAAGGAAAAUGCAUUUUUGCUGAGUAUACUCACACUUUGCUUUGCUUAGAACUUCUGAAGAACGGAAGUCUUGAUAAGUAUAUUUCAGCUGCAUGUUCUGGACUUGAUUGGCACGGACGCUGCAAAAUAAUUGAGGGGGUUUCCUAUGGUCUAGAGUACCUUCAUGAGCAAUCUAAAGAACCCAUUCUUCACUUGGACCUAAAACCUGCGCACAUAUUGCUUGAUGUCAAUAUGCUGCCAAAAAUUACAGAUUUUGGUCUGUCAAGACUAUUUGAUCAAAGCCGAACUAUUCAGACUGCAAAUACUAGUGGAACACUAGGUUACAUGGCGCCAGAAUACCUGCGAGGUAUAAUCACACCUAUGUCAGACAUAUUCAGUUUGGGUGUUAUAAUCUUGGAGGUAAUAACAGGGCACAGGGACUACCCAUAUGAUAUUAGAUCAUCUUCCAAGGAAUUCAUCGAGCACGAGCUUCAAAACUGGAGAAAUAGGCUGCAAAAAGAACCAGGGUCUAGAUCGCUAGAAACAGAUUGCCAACAAAUAAAAAAAUGCAUUCAGAUAGGUCUAAUCUGCGUGAAUCCUGAGCGGACCAAAAGACCUACAAUGAAGAAAAUUAUUGAUAUGCUUGAAGGCUUGGAAAGUACGGAUUGGUACAUUAACAAUCAGUUAUCAAGCCAUGAAAUCCAAGAGGAGCUAUAGCUAUUGAAGGAGGUCGUCAUGCAUCCACUGCGGCUUCCAUCUUCUUGGUAUGCCACUUCACUGUGUUCGUUCGACAGGGUGUUGGAUCUCCGUUCGUGCUACAUGCAAUUGUCGUUUAUGUUUGACAGCUGGCUAUGCAAGGUAUCAAUUUGCUUAAUCUACACCCCUAGUUCUAGCUAGUGCAUAGUAUCACAUAUCUGAAAUUUUGCUAGUUCCUGGAGACAUAUGCACUAGUACCUACGGGCAUUGUUGUGACAAAAGGAUGAAAGGCAUCAAAGUCUUUCAGAGUUGGUGUAACUCAAUCAGCAAAUGCUAAUCUGUAGACAAGGGUGCUCGUCUGCCAUCUUCUAUAUAUUCUUGUUUGAGUGCUAUCUGUUACAGGUGUUGUACAUAAUACAGUAGCUGUUAAUCUACCUUUGGUAUAUAUGCAUAGUCUGUACGUAACAAACAUUUAUCUCGCCGGAAAUAAUUGCUGCACAGAAUCAAAAUCCCCAUCUGCUACGUCCCCUAGAUGUUCUAGCCCAUCAGACCUGAACCUGGGUCGGCGUCGUGUGGGUGCCGGUGUUGUUGUGAGUGAUCAUGGCAGAUUUUAUUUUUGGACAGGCUGUCGCCGCUCGCUGCUCUUUUGUGAACGUCUGUAACACUGAGAAUGCUGAAGCCUGUGUGGUAAGGUAUGCUGUACUUUUAGCGAAAUAUUGAGGAUUUGGUAAGGUAUGCUUCAGACUGUCUUUCUUCUUUGGUUAACAAGCUGAACUCAUCAUUGUGCAACUCCAUGACAUCAAAUUGAAGGCUGAAACUCUGAGUUCUUUUUCUUUUACCCGUGAUAUAUCGCUCAGUCUGCGAUACAUGAUGCGGGCCUUGUGUGCGUUGGUAAGGCGCCGGAGCUGUUCCGCGCCCUCCUCUCUACCGAACAAGCUUUGUUGCAUCAAUAGAACGCUGGUGAUUAUAUGAGCAAAACUCUGUUUAAUUCAACCUCUUCAGAAUUGGAGUUAUCGAGAUUCUUUCGAUUCUUGCGUCUGCUCUAAUUCUUUGCUGAACCGCGCAAACAAACAACAAAUUCAUCUCGAUGCCCAACCAUUUUACUUUAUCUUUCAAGAGCUGGCAAAUGUAUAUGAGCAGAGAGGGUUUGAGCUUCUAUCAGUACAGAUUUUUUUUGGCAUAAAAAUGCUCCUCACUAUAUUUAAUUAAAUACCUGGGAAAGUCAAUUCGUUCGUAAUGGACUUGUAGGCUGUAGCGCCAGGGCUCGUAACUUCUUUUGUGGAAAUGACCUGAAUUAACUAAAAAGUAAACAAAACUGAAGAAAUUGAACCAUACACGGACAAGAAAGGCCUCUGAUAUAACCUC
Triticum aestivum (bread wheat) is the source of this 4630-nucleotide messenger RNA. Its product is annotated as receptor like protein kinase S.2. Gene Ontology annotation, biological process: protein phosphorylation. NCBI's taxonomy places the organism in Eukaryota, Viridiplantae, Streptophyta, Magnoliopsida, Poales, Poaceae. The transcript is spliced from 16 exons. Gene Ontology annotation, molecular function: ATP binding; protein kinase activity. The record is from RefSeq and is a predicted model, not a curated record. Bases 146 to 3286 code for a protein of 1046 amino acids.